This is a messenger RNA of Eruca vesicaria subsp. sativa (arugula), 1614 nucleotides long. The record is from the annotation of a GenBank genome assembly. Lineage: Eukaryota; Viridiplantae; Streptophyta; Magnoliopsida; Brassicales; Brassicaceae.
AUGGGAAACUGUUUCGCCAAGAACAAUGGAUUGAUGAUAAAGGCUCAGCAAAACGGACAGACCAGAUCAGUCGAAGUAGACCACCAAGAUCCGCCUUCGUAUACUCCAUCGCAGCCGAGAAGCCAAACACCGGAGAAACCAUCAUCCGGAGCCAACCAACCACCUCCCUGGAGAAUGGCGGCGCCAUCAGCAAGCCCCAAAGCCUCUGUAAAGAGCAGUUCGAUUCUAGAGAACGCUUACGAAGACGUGAAGCUCUUCUACACAUUGGGGAAAGAGCUAGGCAGAGGACAGUUCGGGGUAACGUAUCUCUGCACGGAGAAUUCAACCGGGAAGAAGUACGCUUGCAAGUCGAUAUCGAAGAAGAAGCUGGUGACGAAAGCUGAUAAGGAUGAUAUGAGGAGAGAGAUUCAGAUAAUGCAGCAUUUGAGUGGGCAGCCUAAUAUUGUGGAGUUUAAAGGGGCUUAUGAGGAUGAGAAGGCUGUGAAUUUGGUGAUGGAGCUUUGUGCUGGUGGUGAGUUGUUUGAUAGGAUUAUUGCCAAGGGGCAUUAUAGUGAGAGAGCGGCUGCUUCUGUUUGUAGACAGAUUGUGAAUGUUGUCAAGAUUUGUCAUUUUAUGGGUGUGUUGCAUAGAGACUUGAAGCCUGAGAAUUUCUUGCUUUCUAGUAAAGAUGACAAGGCUUUGAUCAAGGCUACUGAUUUUGGCUUGUCUGUCUUCAUUGAAGAGGGAAAAGUGUAUAGAGAUAUAGUUGGGAGUGCAUACUAUGUUGCUCCUGAAGUCUUACGUCGUAGAUACGGGAAAGAAGUUGAUAUAUGGAGUGCUGGAAUCAUAUUAUACAUUCUACUCAGUGGUGUGCCUCCGUUUUGGGCUGAAACCGAGAAAGGGAUAUUUGAUGCUAUAUUGGAAGGCCAUAUCGACUUUGAAAGCGAGCCGUGGCCGUCAAUCUCCAACAGUGCUAAAGAUUUAGUCCGUAAAAUGCUGACUGCUGAUCCAAAAAGGAGGAUCUCUGCUGCUGACGUUCUUGAGCAUCCAUGGCUUAGAGAAGGUGGAGAAGCAUCUGACAAGCCAAUUGACAGCGCUGUUCUCUCAAGGAUGAAACAGUUUAGAGCAAUGAAUAAGCUAAAGAAACUUGCUUUAAAGGUAAUAGCGGAGAAUAUUGAUACGGAAGAGAUCCAAGGAUUGAAGGCGAUGUUUGCUAACAUAGACACAGACAACAGUGGCACAAUCACGUAUGAAGAACUGAAAGAAGGAUUAGCCAAAUUGGGAUCCAAACUCACAGAAGCUGAAGUGAAGCAGCUCAUGGAUGCUGCUGAUGUUGAUGGGAACGGGUCAAUAGACUACAUAGAGUUCAUUACUGCAACUAUGCAUAGACACAGGCUUGAGAGUGAUGAGAAUCUUUACAAGGCCUUCCAGCAUUUUGACAAAGACGGCAGCGGUUACAUAACAAUAGAUGAGCUGGAAGUGGCACUGAAGGAAUAUGGAAUGGGAGAUGAUGCAACAAUCAAAGAGGUUCUCUCAGAUGUUGACUCUGAUAACGAUGGUAGAAUCAACUAUGAAGAGUUCUGUGCAAUGAUGAGAAGUGGAAAUCCACAACAACAACAACCGAGGCUUUUCUAG